GACUACGACGCCGACGACUACCGCUCCGCCGGUGGCGGUACAUCAGUUUCAUCGGGACCGUACGCAGCUCGGUCGUGCCCGUCGCCGUCGCGCUCCCUCUCAACCCUCUCACGUCCUCGAUCGCGAUCGUCUACACAAUAUUCUCUAGCGAUCGCAUUUUCGUCUCUCGAUCACCCGGCGAAUCGUUCUGCUUCCGCUUCCUCGGUCGGGAUCACUCACAUCCGGGAGGGCCGUCGCCCUUGAUCCGCAUCCGGCGGCGUCGACCCAGGUGGUUUCUCUUCCGACAAGUGGACAUCACCGAAAAUACGCCCGUGAGGUCCUCAUGCGACGUACGAAAAAUAAAUACCACUGGUCCGCGUUUAAAUCUCCACAUCGAGCUUAACCGCGAUUUCGAUCCUCUCGUCAACAUAAUAUAAUAAAACACCAUCGCAUAUUCAUCCGGUCGUCCUCGCACCUACCGCACUACUAAUCGCACUCACAAACCGCACUCCACUUCUGCCGCCGCCGCCGAUCUAUGUAGUGUUGACGAGUGUGUUCGCAGUGUUCCGCGGCGCGAUCUAAUUAUCCGUACCAGUCGGUCGAUGGAAAUCUGGAUUCUACACUAAAAUAAUGAUUGAUUGAGCAAUAACGCAGUAAACAAUCUCUUAACGACUGAAAAAAAAAAGGACAAUGACGGGACCGAAACAAAACUGAAAUUGAGGGAUGGAAAAAGCGCACUGCACGGUGCACCGUCAGGCGCUAUGGAUCUUGUGUUUCCACGUCGUUUGCAGUUUGUCGUUCGUUGCAGAAAACAUUUCGACGACAGAAACUACGAUGGACGUAAAUUUGAUCGAUGAAAAUCAUCAUCAACACGAAGCUGGAUCGAAAUGGUCGCCCUUGUUUGAGGAUGGUCCCGGACCCGUCAACGUCACAGCCCGUAUCGGGUCUACAGUGCAAUUGAACUGUAAAAUCCAACUACUUUACGAUAAAACGGUUACAUGGGUUCAUCGAAAAUCAGACGAUAUACAACUGCUCACAGUGGGCCGUCAGGUGCAUAGCUCAGACCAGAGGAUAUCGUUGAGCUUCAGAUAUCCUAAUAACUGGAGACUACAAAUCGUCUACAUAACCGACAGGGACGAUGGAGUGUAUGAGUGUCAAGUAGCAACACACCCGCCGACCACCAAGAAAACGUACCUUAGAGUCGAUGUGCCCACGGUACGUAUGUCAGUGACCGGUACCGGUGAUGUGACAAGAGGCGGUAGUGACGUUUUCUUCAAGACCGGCAGCACUCUAGAGAUCGUGUGCAAAGUCGUUCACGCUGGUAGCAACAACGGGUCCAAAGUGUCGUGGUACAGGGGACCGCAAACGAUUUCAACCGGGAUCACCGAGAGGACCAGCAAUGAUUCUAGUUAUACGACGAUCGUGUCCAUUUUGAAAAUCAAACAUGUACAGAAAACACAUUCGGGCAACUACACGUGCUUGGUUGGAUCGCCGUCAGCAUCGGCGGCCGUGACUAUUCAUAUACUUAACGGAGAGCAACCGGCGGCGGUGCACGACGGCAACUCGGGCCCUCUGGUGUGCUGCGUGGCCGGCUGGUGGCUGCUGACCCUGUGCUGCCUGGUGCUGUCCAGUUGAUUCUCCGGGCCCGUGCAGUAGACAGUGAUGACGGGUCGUCGUCGUCCGAAACACCUGCACAGCGAUCACUACGCCACCUAAUUAUGCAUACAAUAUAUAUAAUAUAUAUAUAGAUGUGCUCGUCGAUCGCCGAAUCAUUACAUUCCUAAUAUUAUUAUAUAGAUGACUUUGUGACGAAUCUUUCGGGAUGCUGAUCGUGUACGGCCGACAACUUGCACUACCACCUGUUUCUCCAACGCGCCGAAAGUCGAAAUUCCCAAACACUUUUAAUAUUGUCGUGUGUGUGUGUGUGUGUAGGUACAUAGGUAUAUGUUAAGAGUUUCCCAAUUAUGUAUAUUGUAUGUACUACAUGUAACCUAUACAUUAUUCGUGUCUGUGCAUAAUGAUAUAGCGAUAAGACGGCUAUAUAUUAUAUACUUAGAGACGGAGGAUUGGAGUAAAUUUAUUUUAUUUUACGCCGUUACACACGUCGGUGACUAUUAAAGUUAUUUUUACUUGUUUGUAUAUGAUAUAAUAUAUAUAUUGUAUAAUAUCAACCCCGCGCAGUCAUUCUAUACAGUCUAUAAUAUAAUAUUAUAGCAAUGUAAUGACACCCCUAAACGCCGUCUUAGAGUGUUCGUAGGCCGCCAGUUGUAACCCAUACAUACGUUGGAAAAAUAAAGAAAUUAAAAUGCGUGUUACCUUCAUACAAUAUUAUAUUCAAUGGUCGAAUAAAACUUUCGAACAAUGUACGUUUCGACACCGACAAAUGUGAACUGAAGGAUAUUCACCGUAGUAUCGUAUGUUAUCGAAACAUUAAUCGUUUUCGUCACCGAAAAUAUUUCACGCGUGAAAUUUCCAACGACAUUAUAAUUAAACUUUGAUGUAUCUAUCUACAUAUAUAGGUAUAGUAUACGUUAAAACUUAAAACGCAACGAUGACGAUAUAUUUUAUCGCGACCCGCGAUAUUAAUUGACGGUUUGUCUAGACUUUACAACUUACAACUAUACUCAUGCGCAAUUUAUGUCAAAGGCUCUAUUUCGUGUACCUAAAUAGUAUAUACACGCGAUAUUAUGUGUAUCUAACUGAUAAUACAGAAUAUAGGUAGGGUAUCCAGACGUCCCGGUUUUUCUGGGAUUGUCCCGGUUUUUAAAAGUUUCUUCUGUCAUCCCGAAAAUCUUUAUCGGGAUUUCAAUAUGUCUCCCGGAUUAAUGCGUUAAUAUUCUGAAUUCAUAUUACAUUAUGUUAAAAUUUAUAUAAUUUUUAUGAUAUCUAACUAGUAAAAUCAAAUUCCAAAUACGAUUAACAAUAAAUUUAAAAAUAUUAUAUAUCCUAAAAUUACAUAAUUUAUAUUAUUAAUUAAAAUACCUAUUUAUAAUUUAUAAAUUAUAAAUUUAUUUUAUCCAAAAUAAUUUUUCUUUAUGAAAUAUAUUCUGUUUGUCCCGGUUUUUCUUUUUAAUAAUCUGGUCAUCCUAAGUAUAGGUAGUCCUCCCAGAAGAAUCCCGAACACGUAAUAGUCAUAAUAUUCAAGUGUGUUUCGCAUCUGAUGAUUAUCAUCAUAUUAUAAUUCAUGUAAGAAAUAGCAUUCUUGCGAAUUGCGAGACUUGACUAUAGAGAUGUAGGAUGUUUCUACCGUGAACUUUAUCAUCAGUCCUUCGUAAGGAUAAGGUAUACUCAGUUGUAUGAGCCAAAAACAAAAUUUUAGAAACUUUUUUCUAUCUCAAAAAAGAAAGGCUUAACAUUUUUAUUCCAAUAACGACUAAAAUUUAAUAUAAAAUAAUACUCAACGGUAUUUCCCACAAAGACAUCGUCUGAACAAAUAUUUAUCUCAACGGUUUUGUACCAUUUUGUGCCAAAAUCGAAAUAUUAUGAUACCCCCAUUUUUUUAUUGUUAAGUGCCGUGCCUACAUUAUAAACAGCAACAUAAUAUGCAGCUAACAAUUAGAACAACAGAUAAAAUGUACGGACAUGAUUUUGACGUAUUCGUUAUUGGUCUACUCCGUCGUUUUUUUAUCCAAAUGGUGAAGUACUAAAGUUCGUUGUAGAAAUACUCGGUAUACACUACUUUAAUAAUAUCAGCUUAAAUACCUACUAUAGAUAUGUUGCAAAGUUUUAAAGUAUCCUCUAUAAAAUUUAUCAAUUUCUAACAAUUAUAGAUGUCUUCCCCAAGGCCCAAAGAGUACCUAAUAAAAAUCCCAAAAAUAUCCGUCACUUUCACUUUAAUAAUUCAAUGUUAUAAUAGAUAUUCUACCUAUAUUCUUGUAUUUCUACAAUAUUGUAAUAUACAUUACUUAAUAAUAACUGUAAAUUAUAAUAUUCAACUAUAGGUAUAAUAAUACAUAUAUUGUACAUUUGAACGCUAAGAAAAAUAAAAUAUUAUAAGCUAAAUGAUUGUGACACAAAUCGUAUUAACGAUUCGUCAUAGUUAUUAUGUAUUAUGUACCUACUUAACAAUAAUCGUGUUGCAAAUUUUCAUAAGAACUUUUUUAAUUCUAUUAAUAUAUCGAAUAUUUUUAAGACAAUUGGUGUAAAAAAGUGUAAAUAUUAUUUUCAUUCAAUUAAAUGUGUAUAAAUCUUACUCUGUGUAUUUAUGUAUAUCGCAUUAUCGCUACUUAUAAUAUUCGAAAUUCGUUUUAAUUCACAACAAUACAUUUUAAAUAUUAUUUUAUUCCAGUUCUUUGUGAGAAAAUUAAUAUGUUCGAAUAAACUAAAAUUAUUAACAUCUAUACAGUUAAUUUAAUGUUAUUUAGGUAGGUACUUAAGUUAAUACCUAUUUAUUUAUAAAUGUAUAUUUUUUUUUACAUUAGUUUUAUCAAAUUAUUUGAUAUGAAUAUAAAUACAAUUAAAAAUGCCCUUUAGGAUACAUUUAUCUUAAAUGUUUAUUUUUCUUCUUACAUUAAGUACUGUCAACUUAAAUGUUAAAAAUCUUGAUUAUCUAUUUUGUGAAUAAAAUAUUAAAAUAGUUGGUUGAAACUAAAUAAAAUAACGAUUUAAUAGUACAUACACUCGUACGAUAUAGAGAGAAGAUGAACGGACAAAUUUAAUGUCAUGUAUCCGUCAGUAAAUUCAAGGAGAAAAUGUAUACAGUUUAUAUAAAAAUUUUAUAAAUAAAUAUAUAUGUAAUAUUAAUUUAAUACCUAUACGACAUUUCUAAAUAUUAUUUGUGUAAAUAAACCAACUGUAUUUGGUUAUAAAAUUGUUAUCAUCCUAUAAUUUUUUUUUAUCUAAAAUUUAUUUAUACUUACUUAAAUGGUAAGAAAAUGGCAAGUUGUUAUAAAAAUUAUUACUUUGAAAAAAGAGUUGAUUAAAAUAUUAUUGUUAUUUAAGUUAAAAAAAAUAUAUAUGUAUGAUUAUGAUAUAA
Messenger RNA from Rhopalosiphum padi (bird cherry-oat aphid), 4954 nucleotides. Its product is annotated as cell adhesion molecule 3-like. Lineage: Eukaryota; Metazoa; Arthropoda; Insecta; Hemiptera; Aphididae. The record is from RefSeq and is a predicted model, not a curated record. Bases 703 to 1614 code for a protein of 303 amino acids. Gene Ontology annotation, cellular component: neuron projection membrane. Gene Ontology annotation, biological process: synapse organization. The transcript is spliced from 9 exons.